AUGAUGUCAAUCUACGAUAUCCCACCCUCCCCACCUCAACCAGUGCACGUGCGCGUACACACCAACAGCAAACACAAAAACAAAUCACAGCACUUAUCUGACACAACGCGUAUCAUACCGUCCAAACGGAAACCAGGGGCUUCUUUCAAGACCGAGAAGGCGAAGAAACACUUGACCACUCGGAAAAGACGUCUGCCGGUGCAUCAGCUUGCUCUUUUGCGAACUACAACAAGCGAUGGGUUGCCUCAAUCGAGUGAUAUGGAAGUUACUUUUUCUGAUUCUAUUGCGGUAACUGAUCCCAUAGAGGACAGUCAAUUCAAUCGACCGAUUACGCGUCCGUUAGGUGGUCUUAUGUGCAACAUAGUCACGUUGGGAAAACGGGGGUUUUCCCACACGAUGCAGCACUCAGACAUGCGCAGCACACCCAUAGAGAGAACUCCAAACAGAGCUUCUAUAGCCGAUGAAACGCCUAAAGGGACGCGUAGCCCUAUACUAAAGCAAAUCCGAGAUGUUUGUGUCACUCAAGAUGGGCACAUCGAUCAUGAGCUCCAGACCGCUUCGAGGGGACAGCCAGAUCGUCGAGGAAACUAUGUGUCGAUCAGAAGAAAGAGACCAGCCGUUGUUCAUACUCUCACUCUAGGAAGCGGACUUUUGCCUUCGCCUACCGAUAAAACCCCCGAUACUUCAUACGCCAUACAAAGGAAAAGACCGAUUCCUGGAUCGCGCAACUUAUAUAGGCUUGAAAAUCGGCCAAUUGAUCAAAAAUCAACGCAAUUGACACUUGUCAACAGUUCGGAGUAUUUGCGAAGACUACCAGUUCUCUCUCCUCCACGGGUUUCAUGUAGAGGUGGCCCUUGA
Bipolaris victoriae FI3 is the source of this 858-nucleotide messenger RNA. RefSeq lists its product as hypothetical. The coding region runs from base 1 to 858 and encodes 285 amino acids. The transcript is spliced from 3 exons. The record is from RefSeq and is a predicted model, not a curated record. NCBI's taxonomy places the organism in Eukaryota, Fungi, Ascomycota, Dothideomycetes, Pleosporales, Pleosporaceae.